Messenger RNA from Magnolia sinica, 4333 nucleotides. RefSeq lists its product as uncharacterized. The coding region runs from base 423 to 3755 and encodes 1110 amino acids. The transcript has 4 exons. Lineage: Eukaryota; Viridiplantae; Streptophyta; Magnoliopsida; Magnoliales; Magnoliaceae. The record is from RefSeq and is a predicted model, not a curated record.
AAAAAUUCUGAAGACUCAAAAGAAGAGAGAGGAAGGGAGAGGACCCGAUGUUGACAAAUUCCAUGUCACCGUUCUUGGAAGCCCGUUUGUUUUCGUCGGGGAGAGAGAUUCUUAUCUGGGAUCUCUAUAUCUCAUCUUCCAGAGAGAUGGCCCAGCGGAUCGAAAUUCCUGCCGUCCAUUCUUCAACCUGAUUACCAUCUGAGCUUUUUCAAUGGCAUUUCAGAGAAACCCAGUUGUCUCCUCCUGCUCUCUGUCUUCUUCCCAUUUGUCGACGUCGCGUUAUUUUGACGGGUCGUUUACUUCAUGCAUGUUUCUGUGGUUGCCAUCGUGGGAGGGAGUCGAGGGCUGCUGUGAAUUUUUCUAAUGACGGAGGAUUUGAGGGAUGAUUGAGAACGUCGCGAGGGUUUAAAGAGUUUGCAGGAAUGGGAACAAAAGUACAGUGCAAGAGCUACUUGCCUGGAUAUUACCCCAUGAGGGAUCUUAAUUUGAACGCUAACAAUGGUAGCUGGUCUCUGUCUUACGAAGAGAAAAUAUUGAAGAGUGGCCAAUACUAUAACUAUUUCUCAUCAACGCCUAUGGAUGGAUCAGAGUAUGAUAAGGAAGCACUAAAGAAGACGAUGCUCAAGCAUGAAGUUACAUUCAGGAAUCAGGUACAUGAAUUACACCGUCUUUAUAGAAUACAAAGGGAUUUGAUGAAUGAGCUUCAUAAUAAAGAACUGAACAAAUAUUCUGCACUAUUUGAGACAUCACAACCAGAUCCAUUUUCAUCUCAAAUACCAUUUGGAGAUACCCAAAACAUAUGGAAAAUGCCUACCUUACCAGGGGCAAAGUUCAGUUGCAGCUGGCCAUCUUUGUUGGGCGCUGACAACAAACAAUCUCCGCUCAACUUUGCAAAGGAUAUCCAAAUGCAUACAGGCUUAAGUCCAACAAAAAACAGAGUUAAUGCAAAGGACAAUGAAUUGCUGGACUCCAAACUCAAGAAGGUUACGAGAACAUUUGACCUACAACUUCCGGCCACUGAUUACAUUUUCAGUGAAGAUGGGGAAGCAAUCCAAGAGGAAAAGGGUCGUGAGUUGCCUUUGGCUGCAAUGCAUUCUCCCAGUGGACAAUGUGGCGUUGAACAUGAGAGUGAUGUGAACCUGUCUCUUGGCAGUGGUGGGGAUCCUAGUUACAAGGUAGAUGAUUGGAGACCGAAUUCACAUUUGCAUGGUGGCCACAUCCACUGUGUGGCAGACUUGAAUAAACCCAUCCAAGGAAUGUGCAGUGAGGAAGCAGAAGCUUCAGCUUCAGUCAGUUUUCUAGGCUUCAUGUGCCACCGUGCAGAGACUCAAGGGAAACAAGUGCCUUCAGUACAGAAUUUAGGUAUUUUUGGUCGGUCAAAUGAUUCAUUGCAGGAUAACCAGAAAAGUGAAGAUUGCAGUAGUUUCUCAAACUUUUUGCAUGGAGAGAAUGGGACUAAACAUGAACAGCUAUCCUACUGUCUUGAAGCUGGGAAAUGUAGAAGCAAAUCAAAUUCCUUUUCUCCAGUUCUCUGUCAUGAGCAAUCACCAACAUCAACCAAAUCGAUACAAACUGAGCUUAAGAAAGCUCAUGAACUUCCAGCAUUACCUUUGGCAGAUAAGAGUAAAAGAGAAGCAUCAUUUAUAGAAAAUGCAACAUGCAGUAUACAGAUCCCUAGAAGUCCUCGUCUCAACAUCUCUAACCAUUCAGCACCAGUGACUCCUCAAAUACCUACUCGCUUUUCAGAUGUUUCUUCCACUGAUGAUGUCAAUGCUGCAUCUCCCCUGGUUUCGUCUUGGAAACAACCAGCGAACCGCAUAAUCCGUGUUCCUGUAGCAGCUCAGGCACUUCCUUGUAUUAAUGGGUCUGCUGCAUUGAAUGUGCAGACCAAGAGUUCUAACCCCUCUAUUCAAAGUCCCAGACAUAAUUGGGACCUCAACAGCAAUUUGAGCUUGCACCCAAGUUUCGGAAGUGAAGUAUGCUACCAGAAUGGUUUCAACAAUGGGUCCUCCUCAGAAUCUAAUGUGCCCCAUGUAGUACCUUUGAUCGGCUUUGAAAAGCUGAACCCAGAUGUUGGUGAUUGUUCAGCUUACAACCCCGUUGAGGGUGGUGUGCCUGGAAAGAUAUUAACGGGUUUGCAUUUCCAGGACGUGAAGUCUGCAAAUGAUAUAAAUUUGAAUGUCUGUCUUCCGAAUGGCUUCCGAGAGGAAGUUGAUCACCGAAGCGAUCAUGUGCUCAUUGGAGGGGAAAGGAAACACAGAGAUUCUCGGAUGUCGUGGCUUAGAACAAGACCAGUCUGUAACGAAUCCAGAAGUCUUGGAGAUGGUGCAGCCCAGAUGGAUCUGGGUUUCAUAGAGGCUUGCUCUGGGCUGUUGUCUAGCCAAGAUGCAAAGAUCCAGCUGCUGGAGUGUGAAAAUAAAACAGAAAAGGGUCCAGUUUUUUUAAAGGAUUUCUCAUCAACUUUGCAUACUGAGGAUGGAGAAACCUGCAAGACUGAUCAGGCCGAGAGCCCGAGUAAUAAGAACAUUGGUUUUCCUGCCCUCAGCAAGUCUUCAAAUUUCGAGGGUCAGCAUGCUUUUAGCUCAUCCUCCAUGCCGUGUCGGAUCCAAUCUGAAAUCAAUGAUGCUGAGAAGAGUGUGAGAGUUGGUUUGCUUCAUGCAGAUAUUGCUUGUGAUCUUCCACUGCAUGACUCAGAAAAGCAGAUUCAUGCGGAGAAUCCGGUCACACAUAAGGGGAUUGAUAGCAAUAGAACUAUGGGUUCUACAGAUCGUGAAAUUAAUUUGAAUUCUAGAGUGGAUAUGUUGGAUAUUUCGUUUACAUCCACGAAUGAUUCAGAGUUCUCCACUUCUGUUUCCGGUGCUCCCCUGGUGGAUAUUGCAGUUGCAAUCGAUUUGGAGACCCCUAUCCUUCCAGACACAUUCGAGUUCACCCCUCCCACCCCUCCCAGGGGACCUGUGGCAGCCAACAAACAGGUGACAUCUACACAACCGAAGCAAUGUGAGAUGGAGGGCCCAAAGAAUCUACUUGCCAGGACUGCAGCCGAGGCUAUUGUUGCCAUGUCAUCAGAGAUACGUAACCAGUCAGAUGAUGCCGGUUGUCACACCUCACCUGAUGAUCUGAUGGACCCCCUACGUUGGUUCUCGGAGGUGGUUUUCUCAAACACAAGUGAUCUUGAUGGAAAAGCUGGAAGUUCAAGAGGUAUGAGUGAUGCUGAUAAGGAAGCCUCAGACGAUGAAGGGAUUGACUUCUUUGAGGCCAUGACAUUGAAGCUGGUAGAAACCAAGGUGGAGGACGAAUACCUUUGUAAUAAGCUGCAACAGGAGCAUGAUAAUCAAGAUGAUGAUUCAGGCAUCCCUCCAUUACUAUCCCGACCUCGGAGGCGUCAAACAAGGAGGCGGCGGCAACGGAUGGACUUUCAGAAGGACAUCCUGCCGGGUCUUGUAUCUUUGUCAAGGCAUGAGGUGACUGAAGAUCUCCAAUUGCUAGAAGGGCUGAUGAGAGCUUUGGGUUGCUCUUGGCAAAGUGGGCUCUCAAGGAAAAACACGGUUAGAAAUGGAUGGCAUUGUCGGGGAAGGGGUAGGAGGCAGCCAAGAGGUUUGGCUGCUGCGGCUCGGAUGGGGAAAUUGGUGGGCCAACCCCCAUGGCAACCUAGUCAUGGUGAAGUGGAACGCAAAGGGAUAAGCCUACAAGGGUGGGGGAAGACAACAAGGCGUUGUCAUCGGAGGCAGAGGUUACCGAUGGCUGAUGCUAUAUGAGAUUUUUCCUUUGUUUUGUUUUUUUUUGUUUUUCUUUUUUAUAGAGGGAUAUUUGGUUGUAUGGAAUUCUUCUAUGGCUCCGAAGAGAGCGAGGAAGCUGGUUGCCAUUCAAUGAAUGUAUGUAUGAAUGAGGGUUUAGACUCCCUUGUUGGUUUUGCACCAUUUUAAAAAAGGGUGGUGAUUCAGUCCUCACAUAUGACAGUUGAUGUGCAGGUAUCCAUAAAAUCCAAAUUAUGGGCCCAAUUGUUGAUGGAGCCUGCAUCAAUUCAUGCAAUCUCAACCAUCCAAUCAAUGGUUAUCAACUGGUGAGUGAUACAAAUUUUAAGUGGAAUUUUUUUUUAUGUGGAUAAUACUAUUUUGGGUGUGAUUUUCAUGUUAUGCUCCAUCCACAGUUGAAUCAGCAAUUUGGACAUUCUGGGCUGCCCUACAAUCAUGCCAUGUGCAUGGUUGAAGUCACCACUAUUUUCUUACUGGUGCUGAACCAACAUAGGAAUCUAGCACGCGAAUCAGAAUACCUUGGUAUAUACUCUGUUGUUGGCCCCGACAUUUUGGGCUCUUCAUCAUCGUUCUUGAGUUUA